AUGGAAAGUUCAAUCGACCGACUCACAAUAGCAAUUUAUGACUAUCUUCAAGUAAAAGGUUUCCCAAAGGCAGCUGAUAUGCUCGCACAAGAGGCAACAAUUAAUGUAAACCAUCCAAGGAUAUCUUACCAAGAUAUUUUGCAUCAAGCCUGGAAUCACUAUAUUCAAUGUACUUUUUUUAACCAGCACCACCUUGUUCAAUUUGGUCAAAUCCAAAAUCAUGCUGGUUCGGUCGGUCUAAUGGGGCAACUCCUUCAACAGCAACCGCAGCCACCGCCACCUCAAGUUCAACAACAACAACAACAACAACAACAGUUGUCACCAGCCCAACAACAAAGUAUUCAACAACAAGUUCAACAACAAGUUCAACAGCAAGUUCAACAGCAACAACAACAACAACAACAACAACAACAAUUGUCACCAACUCAACAAAGCAUGCAUCAACAAAGUAUUCAACAACAAGUUCAACAACAAGUUCAAAAUAUGCAACAGCAAGCUCAACAACAACAACAACAACAACAAUUGUCACCAACUCAAACUUCGUUGGGAGGAUCAGUUUCGACACCUUCGCCACAACAAACUGUUACUACUGCCACUACAUUUCUAAAUGUUGGAGGUAUGUCUUCGAACAUUGCCGGACUCGGACUGAGUGGGAUCGCAAGUCUUUUGCCAAUCGCAACCACUUCUACUACGACCACCACCAGUACUACCAACAACUCUGUUGGAUCUCGUCCGUUUGGUACCUCACCUCCUAUCAAUCUCAUCAGCAUUCCGGCUACUGGCGCCACUGCCAAUCUUCACCAACAAUACAAUGCCAUGCUUGAUAUGACUGCCAAGGCUCCAUUGUCUCCUCACCAACAACAACAACAACAGGAGCAACAACAACAACAACAACAACAAGCGGCAGCGCUUCAAAACCAACUUUUUUCUACAUCUCCGGCACAGCCAUUUCCAGCUGCAACCUCAACCACCAAUGUAUUAAACCAUCUCUCUUUUUCUCUACCUCAACAACAACAUGUUGGGGAGAAACAACCUGUACAGCAAGCUUUGCAAACUAUUAUUCAACAGCAACAACAACAGCAACAACAACAGCAACAACAACAACAACAACAACAACAACUUUCUGUACAAUUACAACAACAAAUUCAAUCAAAUACCAAUCUAUUUGAAAAUGUAAAUGUUACUUCGCCAUCAAUUCUACUUCAACAACAAACAUCACCAUCACAAUCUUUCCAAGUUGCUCCGGCCUCUCCAUCUGCCAAGACGUCGACCACUAGUACUCUGUCUUCACCAUUGACCCCUCUUGGAAGUGGUAUCACUCCAAUGAAGGUUGAAUCCAACAACGAGUCGGAUGAUUCCGACUAUGAUGAUGAUCAAGAGCCAAGCUUGGUGUCCAAAAAGUAUCCGUGCACCUAUCCAGGAUGUGACCGUAUCUUUGCGUCGCCAGCCAUUGUCAAGAGACACAUGAAAGACCAUGGAGGUGCCAAGCCAUACAUCUGUCCCCACGAUGGUUGCAGCAAGGCCUUUGCCAGAAAGUAUGAUCUCAAGGUUCACCUACGCUCACACACUGGCGAGAGACCCUACACUUGCUCUCACCCAGGAUGCCACAAACGUUUUGCGCGGAACUCGGAUCUUCGUCUACACGAAAGAAUUCAUUCCGGUGAAAAACCCUAUGUUUGUGAAUGUGAAGGUUGUUCAAAAAGAUUCAUUCGUUCUGCUGAUUUAAAGAAACAUCAAAAAACUCAUAAACUUCAUAAUACUCAUCCACAUAAACAUGGAGCAGGAUGUGGUCAUACUGCAAUUGCACAUGAUGAUCAUAUUGAUUUUCUUCAUGACAAACAUCUCCAUUCGGUGAAUCAUGAGAAUAUUGAUGACCAUAUCGAUGGACACCUCCACCACGUUCACGAGGGCCACUGUGACGACCACGGCUGGAUCGAGGUUUUGAACAACUUUUUGACCCACAAUGACAAGGUUAUGCAACAACAACAACAAACCAUUGUUCACCAUCAUCAUGGUAAUAGUCCACAUCACCAUCAUCAUCAUCAUCAUAACCAUAACCAUGCCCAACAACAACAACAGGUCAAUAAUACCCUCAACCAAAUGGCAAACAACAACAACAACAACAACAAUAGUAAUACUAAUCUUCUUUUACAACAACAACAAGUUCAACAACAUCAACAUCAACAAUCACCAACAUCAUAA
This is a messenger RNA of Cavenderia fasciculata, 2202 nucleotides long. RefSeq lists its product as uncharacterized. Lineage: Eukaryota; Evosea; Eumycetozoa; Acytosteliales; Cavenderiaceae. The transcript is spliced from 4 exons. Gene Ontology annotation, cellular component: nucleus. Bases 1 to 2202 code for a protein of 733 amino acids. The record is from RefSeq and is a predicted model, not a curated record. Gene Ontology annotation, molecular function: DNA-binding transcription factor activity, RNA polymerase II-specific; protein binding; RNA polymerase II cis-regulatory region sequence-specific DNA binding. Gene Ontology annotation, biological process: regulation of transcription by RNA polymerase II.